This is a messenger RNA of Fibroporia radiculosa, 2850 nucleotides long. RefSeq lists its product as uncharacterized. NCBI's taxonomy places the organism in Eukaryota, Fungi, Basidiomycota, Agaricomycetes, Polyporales, Fibroporiaceae. Bases 1 to 2850 code for a protein of 949 amino acids. The transcript has 25 exons. The record is from RefSeq and is a predicted model, not a curated record. Gene Ontology annotation, molecular function: mismatched DNA binding; ATP-dependent DNA damage sensor activity; ATP binding. Gene Ontology annotation, cellular component: nucleus. Gene Ontology annotation, biological process: mismatch repair; chiasma assembly.
AUGCCCAGACAAAAGCAUGCUCCUAUAUCUAGAUCCCAAACAAAUGCGAAGCGCAGGCGUGUUGGGACAGAAGAGGACGUUCAACCGGGGGGCAUUGAAGAUUCGCUGAACUCAAGCACGAGUCGUAAAAAGGUUCGAUGGGGUGGCGACCUUGAAUCAUCCCUUGAGCCAUCUGAACUUUCGUCGGAGGGAGGUGACAAUGAAGGAGAUAUAAUGGAUAAGCUGCAUCAUGCCAGUUGCUGUGCUUAUUAUGAUCCCGUGAAGUGUACAAUUUUUGCGUUCGAAGAUAUGCAGGAGAAUCAACAUUACGAUCUCGCCAAAGCUCUCUUCGAGCAAUGUAGUCCCAACAUUGCCAUUACAAGCUCAAAAGCAGACGAGAACUUCAUAGACGUUCUUCGUGACCACUUGGAUGCAUCCGGCGGAAUAUUCCAGAUAAGACCUCACAAGGACUUUUCACCCGUCAAGGGUCGCGAUCGCAUCCUUUCCCUACGUCUGCUUUCUGAGUUACCUAUGGACGCCGUCCAUGAUUUCGGGUCGUCAGAUUCGGACUAUACUUCUGCACCGAAUGCAUAUGACUUUAUGAGGCGAAGGAAAGAUAUAGGAGGCGACCCAACUCUGCAGAGAUGGAACGCAUCUAUCCGAUUAUCCAAUUUUGCUUCUGUUGACGGGGCCCCUUUGUGUUUGGGUUCGAUCGGUGCGCUUCUGGACUAUUUGGCUCGUGUGCGCGCUGUUGAAGAUCUGGAAAACGAUGGGAUUGGCGGCCUGGAGAUUCGCGCGAUUGAGACUUUAGUUCUUUCGCAGGCUAUGCAGAUCAAUGCGGAUGCGUUACAUUCACUGCAAAUAUUCGAAGAAGAAAACCAUGCAUCAAUUCAUUCAGACAAGACCAAGGAGGGGCUAUCAUUGUUUGGAAUUAUCAAUCAUACCAAAACGUCACUCGGUCGUGCGCUCUUACGUGAAUGGUUCCUUCGUCCCUCGCUUUCACCUUCUGUGAUUGCUGCUCGCCAUGAUGCUGUAGCAUGUUUCAUGCGACCGGAUAAUCUCGCUAUUAUUGAUUCGAUGCACGGUAGUUUGAAAGGCAUCAAAAAUAUUCCCCGGAUGCUGGGGACCCUGAGGACCGGGAAGGCCAGGUUAUCAGAUUGGCAGGGCAUCAUGAAAUUCACGGUUCACUCCCUCAUGCUGCGGGAGGCGUUGGUAGGGUUGCAUCAAGCCAAUGACAUCGAAAUCGUAAAAAAGCUGCUUGAUACCCUCGAUACUGUAACUUUUCGAGACAUAGGGAAUACGAUUAACGGAACGAUUGACUGGGAAGAAUCUGCAAAUUCAGGACGCAUUUGCGUUAAACUUCAUGUGGACGAAGAACUCGAUAAAUUGAAGCAUAUUUACCACGGGAUCGACGCUGUCCUGUCAAAAGUAGCACAACAGAUUUCUGUGACUGUGCCACCAGACUACGCGUCUUCUCUAAAUGUAGUAUAUUUUCCACAGCUAGGGUUCCUUGUCUGUGUCCCAUUGUUAGAGGAAUGGACAGCUGGAGAUGGCAUAAAGGUUCUGGACGGAUGGACGUUUCAGUUUUCAUCCGAAUCACAUGUCUACUUUAAAUCUCAAGAAAUGCAUGAUAUGGACACGCAUAUUGGUGAUCUACACCCGUCUAUCGUAGAUAGGGAGAUAGAGAUCGUGCAAUCUCUCUCAGAGAGAAUAAUGGCCUCCAAUGUGGUCAUGAGUCAUGCGUGUGAUGUAUGCGCCGAGCUAGACUGCUUGCUCUCGUUUGCCGAGGCUUCUCGUGCAUACAACUUCACUCGCCCACAGAUCUCAGAGCAAAACGUCAUUCACAUCAAACAGGGCCGACAUCCUUUGCAAGAGCUUGUUGUGGACACCUUCGUGCCUAACGAUGCUUUUGUAGUGGGCGGAGCAGGUAUCAAUGCGGCAGCUGAGGGCUACAUCGAUCAAAAUGAGUCGGAAAAGGGGAACAGUAUCAUCGUAUGUACUGGCGCGAAUGCCUGCGGCAAGAGUGUCUAUCUGAAACAAGUCGCUUUAAUACAGUAUAUGGCUCAGAUAGGAUGCUUUGUGCCUGCUGAUUCCGCCACUCUUGGGAUCGUUGAUAAAAUCUUCACUCGCAUUCAAACCCGUGAAUCCGUGUCUAGAGUCCAGUCGGCUUUCAUGAUCGACCUCAAUCAAGUCUCGCUUGCUCUGCGCAGCGCAACGGCAAGAUCACUCAUUCUCCUGGAUGAAUUUGGCAAAGGAACUCUGUCUGCAGGCUCGUAUCGCACAUACGGCGCCGGCCUCUUCUGCGCCGUCCUCAAACACCUCGCAAUGCGCGGCUCCGGCUGUCCCAAAGUCUUCGCAGCAACGCACUUCCACGACGUUUUCACCGACGACCUGCUCUCUUCCAGAUCACUCCCCAUCACCUUCGUGCACAUGCAGAUCAUGCUGACCACGAGCCGAGGGCACCUGGUGACCGCUAGUGGACUUUCCGCAGAUGAGGAUCCAUCUGACACCGACGAUGGGUCAGACUCAGUGCAGGCUGGAAGCAGAAGAAUCGCACCUGGGGAACGGAUAACGUAUCUGUACCGGGUGGCGAACGGCUUGUCUCUCAACUCGCACGCAGCUCUUUGUGCAGAAGUAUCCGGUAUCCCGCGACGCGUUACCAAAAGAGCGCAAUAUGUCAGCAACUUGCUAUCAUCUCAUGAACUUGGACGACUCUUGGACGAAGAUAUGACCGAAGACGAACAAAAAGACCUGGAGAAUGCUGAGGACGUUUGUAGGCAAUUCCUCGCUUGGGACCUCACCAUGGAUAGAGAUCACUACGACGGAAUAGGUGACGUGAAGCGGAUGCUCGCUGACGUUCUUGGACCCUGA